AUGAUAUUAAUUACUAGACGUUUUGUUCAAACCAGAAAUAUAUUGAAAUUAACCAGUUUACGUUUCCAUUCAACAAAUGAAAUGGUGGACUCUACCCUUGCAAAAAGUUUGUUCCCUAAAUUAGAAGAUGUUAAACAACAAGAUAUGACUCCAUUAAAUAAUUCAGUGGUUAAUAGAGGUAAAUAUUUUGUAGGUAGAAGUGAAACUGGUAAUUUACCUGUAUACACUGAAUAUUUAGGUGGUGGAAACAAAGUGGUUACGGAGAUUAAGAAGAUACGAGGUGAUCCAGUUCAAUUGAAAAUAGAUUUACAGGAAAGAUUACCCUUUAUUGAUAAAAAAAAUUGGAGAGUGGUGGCUGUUUCAAAUAAAAUUGUCGUUAAAGGUAAUUAUUGCUCUGAAAUCAAAAAGGUUCUAUCUACUACUUUCUAA
Molecule: messenger RNA, 429 nt
Organism: Arxiozyma heterogenica
Lineage: Eukaryota; Fungi; Ascomycota; Saccharomycetes; Saccharomycetales; Saccharomycetaceae
Gene: IMG2
Product: mitochondrial 54S ribosomal protein mL49 IMG2
Exons: 1
Coding region: 1-429 (142 amino acids)
Biological process (GO): translation
Cellular component (GO): ribosome; mitochondrial large ribosomal subunit
Molecular function (GO): structural constituent of ribosome
Source: RefSeq, a predicted model, not a curated record